AUGGAGGGAGCUCCUCUUUUGGUCGGCAUCAGUGUCGUGGUCAUCACGGCGUUCCUAGCCAAGAAGUUUUUUGGUGGUCGAAAGAAAGGACCACCAAAGGUACUGAUUGAUGCACAGACAAAGUACCCCCUUGAAUUGGUAGAUAAGGAGAUCAUCAGCCAUGAUACUAGACGAUUUCGUUUUGCGCUGCCAUCAAUGGAACAUGUACUUGGACUACCCAUAGGUCAACAUAUUUACCUAAGUGCUAAGAUCAAUGGUAAUUUGGUUGUUAGACCGUACACGCCGGUCUCUAGUGAUGACGAUAAGGGUUUCAUGGAUCUUGUAGUUAAGAUCUACUUUAAAGGUGUUCAUCCCAAGUUUCCUGAUGGUGGUAAGAUGUCUCAACAUUUAGAGAAUAUGCCGAUUGGUGAUUACAUCGAUGUGAGGGGGCCAUCUGGGUUGUUGACUUAUGCCAGUCCUGGUGUCUUUGCCAUCAGACCAGACAAGAAGUCACCACCUGAGCUGAAGAAAACCAAGAAACUGGGCAUGAUAGCUGGUGGUACAGGAGUUACUCCCAUGCUGCAACUGGUCCGUGCUAUUUUGAAGGAUCCUGAGGAUAACACUGAGUUAUAUCUGAUCUUUGCCAAUCAGACGGAGAAGGAUAUAUUAUGUCGCCAGGAAUUAGAGGACUGCGAGAGAGAAAAUCGUUCCCAGUUUAAGCUGUGGUACACCCUUGACAAGGCCCCAGAAGACUGGAAGUACAGUGAAGGGUUUGUUAAUGAAGAUCUGAUCAAGGAACAUCUUCCACCUCCCGGUGACGAUACACUUAUUCUGAUGUGUGGACCACCACCUAUGAUUACUUUUGCAUGCCUACCUAAUUUGGACAAACUAGGAUACUCUACAAGUAGAAGAUUUUCUUAUUAAUUUAUUGUAUUAAUUUUAACUUGGUUAGGUCCAUUUUUCGAGAAAGAACAUACUGGAUUUUAGAUCAUGCUUAGAACCUGGGUAAAAAGGCAAUGUUUCAGCUUGUAUGAAUGCCCUUGGUCCAAUUGUUGACUGUUUUAGGUAGCUUAUUUUACAAUUUAUCCAUUUUUUCCAAUUUUUCAAAUUAAUUUUGUGAACUUGACGACUCUCCUGUUUCUCAUUACAAAGAAUCUAUGUAUUAACUUGAAAAGGUCAUGUGUCCCGGUCUGUUUGGAAAAAAAAAACCUAUAAAGGGGGCAUUUUUCCUCUAUCAAGGUCGCUGGUAAUACUUGACCCUAAAGGUCACACAUCCAGGCAUUUUUUUUUGCCCUCAAGGUCACAUCUUAAUUUGCAUAAUCAAUCCAGUAAAACUAUGCUUGUUGCUACUCAAAUGAAAAAUGUUGUGAUCAGGAGCAGGUUUUAAAAAUGGAUGCAUUGUAAAGAGGCAUUGGAAAUGUAGGCUUAUUAACCUUUUCACCACCAUUUCCCUCUUUUCAUCGCAAAUUCACAAAA
Molecule: messenger RNA, 1455 nt
Organism: Saccoglossus kowalevskii
Lineage: Eukaryota; Metazoa; Hemichordata; Enteropneusta; Harrimaniidae
Product: NADH-cytochrome b5 reductase 3-like
Cellular component (GO): mitochondrion
Molecular function (GO): FAD binding; oxidoreductase activity
Source: RefSeq, a predicted model, not a curated record